AUGGCUCGCCGGAGACGGACCUGCACUGCACGCGCAAUGAGAGCGAAGUCGAUUACUACCGCCGAGACAAUCAUCCUUGCGACACGAGCUCAUUCCGGAGCGCUACAACUCUUUCGCGAAUUCUGGUGGAAUGAAAUUCACGACGCGAUCCACAGUCAGGACAAACAGGAACGAAAUAGGCAAGAGAACGAGCAGUCGGAAGAUGGGUCAGAAGGAGAGGACGAGUGCGCAACUGGGACACCUACACCAACAGCCUCGACGCUUCUUUCCACUCAUACAGAAGUAAUCGCUGCACUUCCCGCGGACGUCAUUGACAGUCUGAACACAGCAUUUGCGGACUCACUCAGCUACCAGAACAGAAAAGCGGCUCGCAGUCUUGGGAGAUCAACAUUCUGGGGAUGGGACGUGCUUGCCGUCUUCGCGAUCUUUGGAUUGGAGGCCUGCACGAGACGCUUCUUGGACGGUGUCAAGGCUCUCAGCGAUGUGUGGGACACUCGCGACACGGCUUGGGCGGCGCUCCUCGAGGCAUCAACACAGCGCAGAGAGGCAGCGCGUACCGGUUCGCGCGCGCAGACAGCCGAGUGGCUCACUGAAGACGCUACUUUGGCGAACAAGAGAGGCACAGCGAAGCCAAGGCCACGUUCAACAAGUGCGGACAGCGAGGAUACUGAUAACAAUGGGAAUGAUGAGGGCGACGAGAAUCUGCAGCAGAAUGGAGGCGAGAAAAAUAAGGACGGCGAGGAUGCUGGUGAAGAUGGCAAUGAUGAGGGCGAGGGGAAUCUGCAGCAGGAUGCAGGCGAUAAAAGUAAGGACAACGAGGGUACUGGUAAAGAUGGCAAUGAUGAGGCCGAGGAGAAUCUGCAGCAGGACGAAGGUGAUGAAAGUGAGGAGAUUGAGGUAGGCCGCCGUGAGAAACACAAAGAGAACGAUAACGACAACAACGAGGGCGAUAUCACGUUCGAUUCACCUUGCGACGAUGAUACGUCUUUCAUGUCCAUAGACGACGUGAACGGGGGGCCCAUGGGAGACGUGAACGACGGCGGCGGCGACGAUGCUGCUUUCCGCUUUUCCUUCGGCGAUUUCCCGGCUGCAGAAAUCCCCCGCAACCAGCCAGCACUCGACAACAACAACAAAACCGACAGCACACAACAACGCCACCGAAACAACGUACAAGGUUACACACAAAGCAGUUCUAUGGACAUGUCCAAACGCCCAGCAGCAGACACAGAGACUGGCGGCACCGAGACCGCGCGUCAGCAACGCCGCCGAAUUGAACCGCCCAUGUUUGUCGAUGUGCCAGGGCUCGACGUGACGCGUUCGCAUGUGGACCACGGCGUACCACUCGACCGCUGGCUGGCACUUUUCCGCGAGACUACCACAACACUUCGCCUGCCUGUCGAAGAGUCCUUCUGGGAGAACGUCACCACUCCCGCGCGAUACUGCAUUCUCGUGCCUGCCUCUGGUGACAAUGGCGCGCAGCCUGAGACCGCGCGCCUCGCAGCUGUUGCACUCGUCACGCUCGAUCGCGAUGCCCAGAACCACACUCGCUCUCACGUACGCGCCUUCGUCCCCGCUCAAGCAGAAACACUCGACACGGACGAGCUUCUUUGCGGCGUGAAGGACUUUGCUCGACGCGCGUCUACAAGAGCAGGCUCGGGCUCGAUGAACAAGCGAGUGGAACAUGAAGAGGAGGACUCGGUCACUAUGGACAGCAGCUUUCCAAUCAUUACACCAGAGGCACACCCAUCCGCCCUUGUGGCUAUCGCGACCUUCUACUGCGCUGGCCACACUCCACGCGAGCUGACAGCAGCCUGUCUUGACCCUACACUUUGGGCUUUGAUGCUGCGCGCCGCUGAGCGAGAAUGUCCAGCUGCCCCAAUUCAACUCGUAUCAGCUCGUGCAUUUUGCCAGACAACCUCUCAGUCCUUUGUCGCGCCGACGUCUUGUCGUCGCGAAACAGACUAUUUGGCGAACAUGGAAAAAGAAAACGCGCGAUUACGGCACGUCCGUUCGAUGUUGAGUCUGGUGGUAUCUCGCAUUGGCACCCUUCACGACACGUGCGUCGCCAUUCUUUGGUGUCUCACUCGCUAUCUUGAGACCUCCCGUGAACCUCGAGCUUAUGCUGGAAGUGAUGAGGUCUCUGAAGACGACCUAGGUGCCGACAUUGCUACUGCCGAACAGAUGAUUGGCCAUCUCCAACAGCGCAUCCUCGAUGACCAAGCCAGGUCCGACCAGAAGUCGGCGAGAGCCUCUCGGCGCGCUCUCGAAGCACAGCAGCGCAGCCUCUCGCACGCCCAGCAGCAACUGGAAUUAAAGUUCACGAAUGUAAUGUUUGAGGGAGUGGUCUCGCUCUGCGUCUUCUCCCAACUGUCUAGAAACCAUCUCAAGGUCGCCAUGAUGAGAGAUGGUCGUGGCGAAGAAGGCGUGGGCGGGAAGCGUGCAUCUGGCUCAGUGUGCGGUAUCACGCAUAAUCUAAAGCAAGAUGUCACUCCGGCAGACGCAUCCGAUACUGGAAGACCAACUUGCAAGCCUCAAGCUGCUCGCCCAAGUGAUGGCACCACAAGAUACGCGGACCUCGAGCGCAAGAGAUCACAGGGGACAUCAGCAGUCACAGCCCACGUAGCGGCUGCCAAUAUCACCAGCCAUGUCAAGAAAGUCGCCCGCCGGUCGACGCAAGCCACUACAGCGUACAGGACGCUCGACGCAGACCUGGCGGUUUCCAAAUGCCAGACGGAAAUGACGCUCAGCCAGGACAGCGCUUUCACGAACCUCCCCACAGCCUACAAAUGCAAGCCACUCCAAUCGACACAGCCCUGGGCCAUGCGGGACCCAUUUUCAUGGCCCUACAGCCAACACCGCCAACAAAACUUCCGCCCAGACUCUGUCGGCUUCGUCGAUCCACAUCUGCCAAUGGACCAAUAUGGACCAGGUCCACAGAUCAACUGGAAAGCCUCACUGGGGUUUCGGCAUCGGCGUAUGGAGGAGAGCGAUUGCACGAGCGUUUUGGCAUGGACUCCGCCGAAGCAUUGCGAGCGCUUCGGAAUCGACGUCAGCAUGGGCCGCGAUGUCACCGAAUACGUCCAUACAGCAUGGCGCAAGAAGCACAAAGAUCGUGGAGCGGUCGAGCCCGGCGAGCCGAUCGACGCCUGGGACAGGAUUCAUCCCGACAUUCGCAACGACGUCACGCGCCUUUCGCAGGAGACGACAAUGGGCCAAUUCAUCGCGAACAUGCAAGAGAAAUAUUUCACCUGGCGUCAGAUUUUCAUGCGAGAUCCACGAUAUGGACCUCAGCAAUAUGCAGUUGGGUACUCUCAUUCAGCGGUGGGAAACCAGCAGCAGGGUAGCCCUAGCGCACCAGCUGCAGAAGGAACUCCACCUGGCCAACCAAAAGAGACAAUCGCACAACGAGAUCAUUUCCCAAACUUCUACGUCGGGCGACAGCUACAGCCAAGAGAGAAGCUCACUCCAUCGAGAGAUGAUGCAGGCGACAUGCUACUUGAUCCUAGGUGUAUCUGCAGAAUGGACAGUACGGCCCGCGCGAGAGAAUGUCGCCAUAUCAGCGAGGUGGGCAGCGGAGCUCGACAAGAUCAGAUCCACUUGGUUCAGGUGAAAGUCGGGAAACUCCUCAGCCGGAAAGUCAACACACCAGCACGCACAGACACCCGCAAGCACAGACAUCCGCAAGAAGGGAUCAGCUUCAUCCACAUCGAAAUGCGCACACGGAAUCGCAAUGGUGUCGGCAGCGACUCCGCAGAGAGCUUCGAUUCGAAGGUCGACUUCGCGAUCCAUGUCCUCGCAACCGGAGGCGAGAUGUCAAGUUCUGCCAUAGGCGCACCUACAUCCGUUCAUUCAUCGCAGCCGAUCGACACAGGCCAGUCGAUGCACUGGCCACAAUACUCCCUGCAAAUUAUCCCAGGCAGCGUUCAGGUCGACCCAGUGCAACCGGAAUACAACAUCGAAACGACGACAUGUUCGAGGCAAUGUGCGCAUUGGAUCCUGAAUGCAGAGACGUGA
Molecule: messenger RNA, 4014 nt
Organism: Pseudocercospora fijiensis CIRAD86
Lineage: Eukaryota; Fungi; Ascomycota; Dothideomycetes; Mycosphaerellales; Mycosphaerellaceae
Exons: 10
Coding region: 1-4014 (1337 amino acids)
Source: RefSeq, a predicted model, not a curated record